Dreissena polymorpha is the source of this 846-nucleotide messenger RNA. RefSeq lists its product as uncharacterized. The record is from RefSeq and is a predicted model, not a curated record. NCBI's taxonomy places the organism in Eukaryota, Metazoa, Mollusca, Bivalvia, Myida, Dreissenidae. The transcript has 6 exons. Bases 110 to 679 code for a protein of 189 amino acids.
AAAGAACAAACUGCUGCUUUCCUUGCAUUUGUAAAUAGUCAACGUCGCUACCGUAGUGAUUUAUUCAACUAUACAAUAUUCAACUUAAACAAGCACGGAAUAAAUUAGGAUGCGUCACCUGUACUACAGCGGUGUCGCGUGGAUAAUCUACAUCACGAACCUAAUAUACACCAAUGCCGAAUCAGAGAGUCGAGAAGGAAUAAGAGCCCUUCCUUUUCCGUCGCAGCGAGGCGUCCGCACAUUAAGAAAUACACUAUCUAGUCUGGACGAUUACCUGGCUGAAUUCCAGAAGCGGACGUGUCAGUUCGGGUUGAACAGCCACCACUGUGCCCUGUCCGCCCUAGACAGUGCGAUGGGAACCAGCGAGUGGCUCAGUAGCGGCCGAAGUCCCGGCAAGCGCGCCCUGCCACCUAACGAGCCUGUCACGGAACACGAGUACAUUCUGUUGUUAGAUGAUAUCACAGAGAAGAGGGACCAUCUGCAUGAGCUACAGCGCCUGCUCGACACCGCCAUAUCUAAGCUCACAGACAAAAGUAAGAGGACAUGCAUGUUCAACCUAGGAGGCCGCUGUGCCACGGAGCUCGCCUCCGCCAUUGCCGACCAGUACUACUACCUAAAUGGCCCUUCUAGCCCAGGCCGACGCCGUCGCCGAGACACUAGGAGCACUGUUCGGGUCUAACAACGCCCCCAGACCGACCAUUCCACGGCGUAUAGACAGGAAUCAGAGGAAUAUCUCCAUUUGUGAUUAACAUUUACAUGUACUGCAUAACAAUAUCAUGCCACAUAUAUUACUCCAUAUUUCGUAUAAUUUAUCAUGUUAAGAUUUGAAUAAAAGAUACAAUAAAG